AUCUGCUUCCGUUCUCACCUAGGAACGUCAUCGUGAGUUUUGGGGCCACCGCCUCCACGAAUUCCUCCAGAACUCAUCAGCAAAUAUGAUGACCCAACCUGCCGCUUAUUGGCCGCCUUCUUGACAACAGUCCUCUUGGAGAGAUACUAUUUUUGUUGAUUGAGGGUUUCGCAUUGUUAGGAGCCGCAGUCCCCGGAGCCCUGACGACAUUCUACUUGUCCGUCCGUCUCCUUCCCGGUCCUUGGUCCUUGGGUCCUGGGAUCCUGGGUCCGCCCUUCUACUACACACAUAACCCGAGCCCCGACACCCUGCGCAUCAUAAACUCUCAACACUCCACUCAGCCAUUUGGUAAUUGCUAUAUAUUCACCUUGAGUUACCCUGGAAGCUCCUGGUCGCGACAAAAUAAAGUCGUCGCUGACUAACAGGGGUGGUGGCGUUGGGGGAAUCUGACCAAAUUCACCCGCUUGAACUGAUCAUCUAGACUACGACUCAGCUAUCCUCAACCAGCCAUCGCACUUUUCUAUGUAACUUUACCUUCUGCUGGGCCAAAAUGGAACAAGCCUUAGAUGUGAGCUGGAUGACUCAUGGUAAAGAUGUCCUUCAAAGAAAUGGGCAGCAUGCGACUGCACCCUCUCAGUCCGAUCAUAGCGCACAACCUCCAUCUCACCCCGUAGACCUUGCGACUCCGAGUAAACCCAACGGCAAAGUGGCAUCUUCUUCUCCUUCGCCUUCCCCUGCCGCCACGACGCCAGCAAAGUCCAUACCCCAACGAGGAGGCAGAACAAGGAGUCUAUCAAAUGAAGUAUCCCCAGGCCCCAAUGGCACACCACCACAGAGGAGGAGCUCUUGGUUCUCCAAUAUCUCAUCCAAGUUUUCUGUUUCACCUGCGAAUGCCCAGAGCCAAGGGUCGAACCCGCCGCCCAAGUCCGAUAACAAUGCCGAUGAUGUAACUCCUCUACCCAAGAUAACGCCUAACAAAAAUGCGGUUCUCCCCCAUGCGGCACGACAGAGUGGCGAUGCUCCUUAUAUCCCAGCGCCUCCGAGGGGCAAUCAGCCUGGUUUUUUGGGUGUAUUUCGUCGUCUAUCGUCAUCUAAUGCGGCCAUUAGCCCGGGCGCCAGAGCAAGUCAUGGUCUCGUCGAGCGGCGGAUUUUGAAUGUUGACAAAAGCCGAGAAAGAUGCCGCUUAAACGAACUCAAUCAGGCAAAGCUUCGCCGGGUGGCAUUUUGUGUUGAUGUCGAGAUCGCCCCGAUGCCUAAAUAUUCCGAUGAUGAAACACCGUCGAAAAUAGGUACAGAAAAGAGCGAUAAGCUGAGGGUAGCAGAAAAAAGCGAAGGAUUAGCUUUGAAAGCGCCCAAGGCCAUCGAGGCGCAAAAGGAAAAUAAUGGCAUGGUAAAAGCGACGGGUGAAACGUUACCUAAAGAACCCGAAAAGGAGGGUACUGCGACUGUAAACGGCAAGGAAGAGGAACCAUCCAGCGAAAAAGCGAAAGAGCCAAAACCCGAGAAAGAAAUAUCGCGGAAAAAGGAAAAGAAGAAGAAAAGUGAGGCUGAGCGGAAAGCCAAGAAAGAGCAGAAACGGAAGGAGGCCCUCGAGAAAGGGUCUAUUCCAAUGGAGAUUCAUCUCGAUAGCGAUUCCUCAACCGAGGCGCAUUCGACAUCGACUCGCUCAUCCCGACGUCAGAGUAUACCUACCACAAACCCUGGAAGGAUAUACCGAAGGUGUUGCCAGCUACGAGAAUCUGACAUUUUGACCAAAGUUACCACACAACUUCCGAAGUCUACCGAAGGUUGCGCUGAUGGCAUCGUCGAGAAAUUAGAUCUUACCGGCUACUACCUAUCAUUACAGGACUUAGUGACACUAGGAGAUUUCCUCGCAGUCGUUCCUUUCAGAGAGGUCUGUCUGGAAAACUGCGAUCUAACGGACGAAGGUGUGCGUGUCAUCUUGGCUGGCCUUCUCGCAGCGAGAAAACCGAAUAUCAAGCAUCGCAAACCAACGACCAAAUCGGACGAGUCAAUACCGCAGGGUGGCGUUGUCGAGCGACUCACACUCAAGAACAACAAGAUUGGCGUCGACGGAUGGAAGCAUAUCUGUUUGUUCAUCCACAUGUGUCGUUCUAUCAAAUGUUUAGACCUCUCAAGCUUACCGUUUCCUACGACCAUCGAGCCUGUCAAAGCACCUCAUCAUCAUCUUGGCCAUCACGGACAUAGCGUGCCUGCAUCUUUCGACGUAUCAUCACUCCUAUCAAAAUGUCUCACAGACCGUCUGGCUGGUCCGGAACUCGAGCUACUUAACUUGAGUGCUACAGGAAUGACUUCAACCCAGCUUAAAUGCAUUGUUGAUGGGCUUCUGAAAUCAGGAGUGUCGAGAUUAGGGCUGUCACAUAUCAACCUCGAUGCUGUUGGGGCGGAACAUGUGGCGACGUAUCUACGUAGUGGCCAAUGCGAGGGCAUAGACCUUGGUGGAAAUAACCUCAGAGACCAUCUCGAAAUGAUAGCCAGCGCUAUUGCCAAUAACGAAGAACUAUGGGCACUUAGUCUUGCUAAUUGCAAUCUGGACCCUGCAUCCUUAAAUAAGCUCCUACCGAAGUUAUCGAGGCUCACCAACCUGAAAUUCUUUGAUCUUUCACAUAACCAUGCUCUCUUUGAAUCAGAGCCCAGUGCUAUCUCGCUACUUCGCCGAUAUCUCCCUAACUUGGAUAGCCUGAGAAGGCUGCAUCUUGCUGAUGUCUCCUUAUCUUCAGAGCAAGUGAUCGCUCUAGCUGAGGUAUUGCCAGAAGUCAAAUCACUCGCCCAUAUCAACAUCCUUGAAAAUCCGGAUUUAGUUCGCCUCGCAGAUGCCAGGACAGAGGAUAUGCAAGAAGAAGCGUGCGCAUUGUAUGCUUCGUUAUUGGCUGCGGUUCGUGUAUCCAAGACAUUAGUCAAGGUUGACAUCGACGACCCGAGUCCGGAGUCUGGAGAGCUUGUCAAGGCAUUGGCCAACCGUGUAGUGGUUUAUACUAUGCGGAAUCUUCAGGGAGUUCCCGAUAUUCGAGAUUCGCCUACCAACGAUUCGGCCCCGAAACUUGAGAAGUAUCCCGAUGUUCUGCGCCAUAUUGUAGGCCAUGAAGAAGAUUAUCCUAUCGUGUCCAAAGACGAUGACUCCGAAUUGGCGCCAGACGAGGAUUACGUCAUCGGUGGUACUGGAGUCGCUAAGGCCCUUGCUUGUGUCUUGAAGAAUCGGGGUAAUGACUCAGGGCAACAGUCUGGCGAGUACACGCGAGAGCUCGAGGACGGAGCUACGACAACUCGAGCACAUCUACCAGCUGGAAAGGCCAAGGAUAUGUCCAAGCAUUUGCUUUCAACUGCGCGAAAAAUCCGAGCACGCCUACAGCCUGCCUUAGUCAGUGCUAAGGCGUAUGCUAACCAGGAUUUAGGCAAUUACCAUCGCUUGGUUUUCCUUGAUCAGACCAUUGAGGGCAUCAUCAACCGGUUUGAAGACGAAUUUCCGGACACGCGACAGUCAGAUGAUCCAAACGGAGCCCCGUCUGAUCUCAGUUCAACGGCUCUAGAGUCGGGAGCCACUUCGGAACCCCCUGAUGUCGAUACUUGCGCUCUAUCCGACACCGAGGAUAUCGAAACAGCAUUACGCUCUCCCAUACGCUCACGUUCUAACUCUAUCAUUUCUCACACAUCUAGAGCCUUCUCGGAGGAGGAAGGUCGUGCGCUCCGCGUCGGACACAAAUUCCGUCGUAGCUUCAUGUCGCAAAAAGAAUUUUAUAUGCUGAAUAGCGACAAGCAGAUCAGUAGCAAUCCACACCACGUGAAAUUAGUCACGAGUCUGAUGGAAGAUCUCAUGGAAGACUACGAAGAUGUUCGAAAACGUGUUGAAGAGAAAGGUAUCGUCAAAGCAUUUGAAGAAGACAGGGAUAAUAUUUGGAAACUUCUACGAGAGAAAGAUCCUGCUUACUGGGACGUGUUCCUCGAGAGUCAGGAGAAAGCACGGGCAAAUAUUAAGGUUGAGUCAAAUGGGGUUAAGGCUGACCUUCCACACGAGGGCACGGCUAUAGAUGAGGAGGCUGUUGCGGACUAGGUAGAAGUAUUUGCCGGCAACGCUGGAGGGCCGACCGUUAUCACCACUCGUGCAAUGGAUCCUCAACAGCAUCAUUUCAAGUAUACUAGAGGGCUGUAUAUGGUCUCUAAGGAAGAGUUGGGUAUCCCAAGCCAAAAAAACACAUCAUAUCCUACAAUCAUCUAGUCAAAAGAACACAUCAAAGAAAAAAAGAUUCAAAUACCCAAAGUCGGGACACGUCGCUAUUACCUCUACCGGAUGUACGCAUUAAUCAAAACUUAGAAGCAUGGGUGUACGGCGUCGAUAUUACUCUCUUUCUAUAUCACUUCUCACCUCGAUUCCAAGCACAAACGGACAGGAAUGAAUUAAGGCUGCGCGGUAUGCAUACAGGUCUGUGUUGAGCGCGGCGUUUUAUUUGUGGCGUUGGAACUGGGCUUGUCAGGAUAUAUGGUGGCAGGCGAUCAUAGCAUACAUACCUAUAUAUACUAUUACUUUUACUACGACGA
Molecule: messenger RNA, 4554 nt
Organism: Xylaria bambusicola
Lineage: Eukaryota; Fungi; Ascomycota; Sordariomycetes; Xylariales; Xylariaceae
Exons: 4
Coding region: 551-4069 (1172 amino acids)
Source: RefSeq, a predicted model, not a curated record